UAUUUAAAUCCCCUCUCCCCUAAAAAAGAUGUAGUCACUUCUAUAAUGGCGCUGGGUUGGGUGAAGUUGUGUCUUUUGGCAAGUUUAAGUACAUUUUUGAAUAGAACACAUGCCUUGGCAGUGUCAAAACAAUGUAUGAUGGAUACCAAUACUUUCCUGAGAGAAAUAAACCAGGACAAGCCUAAGGAAUAUGCAGUUGUCAUGUAUGAUGCUUUUGGAAAGAUGGGCAGUAAUGUUGAAGGAGGUUCUGCCAACCAGCCGGGCUUGCUGCAGCAGUGUCGCUCUGCCCAUAGCCCCACCUUUUCGGGACAGUACUGUCAAGUCUUCCUCUUGCAGGGAACAAUCCAGUAUUUUGUUGGUAUUUGUGUUCCUGAUUCUUGUGACGAAGAGGAGGUACAAACGUUGGUUCUGUACGAUACUUUCAAGUAUGGCCACAAGUCCCUCAUUCCUCCUUUACCUUCUAUUUUGGUCAACGAUUCUACCCAGGAGUUGAUCAUGACACAUUGCUUGUCAAAGACGGUUACUUCUGAUGCAGCAGAUGUUACGUGCCUGUUUGUGUGUUGCCUAUUGAUAGUGGUUCCCCUCGCAGCAACCCUGUUCACAGCAACAAUUAGAUGGCAAAGGAACAGAGCCGUCACGCCGAGUGAAGAGUCCACAAGUUUAAACACUGACAUCGAUAUGUACGGGACUCCGAAGUAUAAUGGUUCUACGGGUGGAGAGAUAAAUGGUUGCCCAAUUGAGGAAACUGACAGCAUCAGUCGUGGCUCUUCGUAUUUUUCUCAAAGCUGCUUCUACCAAUGUUUGAAGGCCUUCUCCCUUCAGACGACCAGUCGAGGCAUCUUCAGCACUUCCUCCACAAGGGUCCCCGAAGGCGGCUACUCCUCCUUGAAUGGCAUCCGUGUUCUCAGCCUGUUAUGGAUCAUGUGCGGCCAUUCCGCGCAGUUCCCUGUGAUAAAUAACCUUGAUAACUACAAAGACUGGAAGAAAACAGUCGAAAGAAGCCCUCUGUAUGUGUUUUCUCUCAGCGGACCAGUUUUUCUGGCAGUAGACACAUUCCUUCUGCUGGGGGGUCUACUUAGCGCCAGGUCCCUACUUAACUCGAUACAAAGAGCUGAAGACAAACUGAGUCCGGGUCUGGUGUUGGGCUACCUAUUCAGGAGGUUGAAAAGAAUCCAGCCGCUGCAUCUCUUCAUAAUGUGUCUCACCAUUGGCCUUAUCUCUGUGGUCCACUGGGGUCCUUACUGGUUUCCAUUCAUAGACAACGUGAUGGAUUGUAAAACAUACUGGUGGGGGAACUUGCUGUUGAUUAGCAAUCUACUACCAGUCCAUGAGAUAUGUGUUCCUUGGACGUGGUACCUCUCUUUGGACUUCCAGUGUUAUGCCACCACUCCUCUACUGGUAUAUUUUUACAGAAUGAACAGAUGUGUUUUUGCAGUCGUGGCAGGAGGCCUCCUGUUGACGACCAUGUUGGCUAGUUCUGUUGUAACUGGACUCCUGCGACUCCCCGUCUUCCAGCCUUCUACACUGACAUCGGAGAAUUACGUCUUGUAUUAUUAUGUAAAACCUCACACCAGAUAUGGACCAUUUUUGAUAGGAAUCUUAACGGGAAUAUACUUAACCAGUAGAAAAGGCCAACUGUUAAAGCACAAGUGGCAGGCAGUGCUGGGUUGGUUGUGUUGUCUGUCAAUCUUGGCAGUAUUGAUUGGCUCGGCUUACGCCCUCAAGGGGAACUCGGCUCACCCUUCUGUGCCACAGGCGCUCUACCAGGGACUGCACAGACCAGUCUGGGCUCUGGCUAUCACCUGGAUCAUCCUGGCCUGCGAGGAGGGAUAUGGAGGUAUAAUCUGUAGUGUCUUAUCGUUUGGUGGCUGGGUUCCGCUCGCCAACAUCAGUUUUGCGUGCUACUUGGUACAUCCCGUCUUCAUCCUCCUCUAUAUCGGUCUACAAGAGACGCCCAUCCACUACACAGACCUCAACUUUAUGUACCUGUUCCUGGGACACCUGGUGCUCACAGUAGCAGCUGGCUUUGUUUUAACCGCGCUGAUUGAGAAGCCCUACGUACUCCUGAAAUGGAAACGUAAAUAAAUAGAGACAUCAAGAACACACAAUUAAAGCAAUUAAGCC
Messenger RNA from Entelurus aequoreus (snake pipefish), 2124 nucleotides. RefSeq names its product O-acyltransferase like (gene oacyl). The coding region runs from base 46 to 2085 and encodes 679 amino acids. The record is from RefSeq and is a predicted model, not a curated record. Gene Ontology annotation, molecular function: acyltransferase activity, transferring groups other than amino-acyl groups. The transcript is spliced from 15 exons. Lineage: Eukaryota; Metazoa; Chordata; Actinopteri; Syngnathiformes; Syngnathidae.